GCACUCAGCGUUUUGAUGCCAAAGGUAAAGGUCAAGAAAAAUGCGAAGUCCGGCAAGAAGGGCAAGGACAAGAAGCCUCAGCCGAAGGUGAACACCCUGAUCUCCAAGCCGAAGGCAGCGGCCAGCCUUCGUCGGAAGCUGAGCGGACCCGAGGAUGUUCCUGUGCCCGACGACGACUCGGGAGAUCUGGACGAACCGGCGGCUGCGAAGCCGGCCAAGACCAAGCUGAAAGCGGCAGAACCGCCGACACGGCUUACCCGUGGCCAGCGGAAGCGACAACAACGCAAGGAGAACUUCCUCCGGAAGUUCGAGCUUGCCAACCUCAUCGGAAAGCAAGAGGAGGCCUUCCGGACGGGCAGUUUGGCAAACCUGGCAGAUCUCACGGCGCAUCUCGAGGAGGACAAAGCGCCGGCGACGGCAAAAGGGCCGAAGCGGCUAGGAAGAAAGGCCCAGGCCGCCCAAGAUGAGAGGGAGAUGGCCCAGUUUCAAGGGGUCCUGGGCUUUAAGGCAUUCCAGGCAGAUCCCUUUGGCGCUCUGGAGCAGCAUCUGAAGAACAGCAUCAGGCUCCAGAAAGAGAAGGAGAAGACGGCCGCGGGCAAGCAGAAGGCAAAGCUGUCUCAGCUGAAAGAAGCCUUCAGAUCCAAGAAAAGGCUCGGAACGGUGAAGAACAAGUUUGCCAAGUCGAGGAAGCCGAAGAAGUGA
Molecule: messenger RNA, 702 nt
Organism: Symbiodinium sp. CCMP2456
Lineage: Eukaryota; Dinophyceae; Suessiales; Symbiodiniaceae
Source: the annotation of a GenBank genome assembly